Contarinia nasturtii (swede midge) is the source of this 1873-nucleotide messenger RNA. RefSeq names its product probable palmitoyltransferase ZDHHC24. Bases 486 to 1331 code for a protein of 281 amino acids. Gene Ontology annotation, molecular function: palmitoyltransferase activity. NCBI's taxonomy places the organism in Eukaryota, Metazoa, Arthropoda, Insecta, Diptera, Cecidomyiidae. The transcript has 3 exons. The record is from RefSeq and is a predicted model, not a curated record.
UAGUUUGUAUCCCUAUUAGAAAAAAGCAUCUUAAACCGUAACAUAUAACAUUUUAUAUAAAUAUGAAAAAAAGGAAAUGAACGAAAAAAAUCGCAUUUUUAUUGAGCAAAUUCUUUAUCUGCCAGUCAAGAAAAAAUUCAAAAUGCAACAAUGAAUUGCGUUCUGAAUGUGUAAGAGUGUGAGUAAAUGAGCGAAUUUAAUGUUCAGCAUUAGAGAAGUGUCAAAUUCAAUACGGUUUUGCCGAUAAAUUGAUGUCAACAAAACCAAAACGCCGAGAACUCUAUUUUUGGGUGAAAUUCCAUAAAUUUUUAAUGAAAUCAAUAGCAUGAAAUUGAAGAGCAAUUAUAAAAUUCUAUUGUAGAAAUCUAUUCUCGGUGAUAAAACCAGAUUUCACCAUUUUUACGUGACUAUUGUAAAAUGCUCGCCAGAGAAAAGUUCGUUGAAGAAACGUUGUGAAGUGUAUAGUGUAUUCGUCAAAAUUCAAAAUGAAAAUACGGACGCAACCGUUUCCAAAAACACUUGCUGAUGGAGCAACAACAUUAUUUCUCCUAUUCGCCAUCCCAUUGACCUACUGGUUUGAAUUGUGGAUUGUGUUACCAACGCUAAUAGCCACCAAUUCAUUAUUCUAUGGAUUUAAUUUUGUAUUUGGAACCUUAAUUCUCUUCAAUAUUGUCAGCAAUAUGAUGGCUAUAAUGUUGUGCAAUACGAGUAUCAUUGGUGAGCGGAUCGUUCGUCCGGCGGCCAAAGCGAAUUCAACACUAUGGAAAUUUUGUUCGGUUUGUGAAUCAGUGACGCCGCCACGAAGUUGGCACUGCAGCACAUGUCGUGUGUGCAUCCUAAAACGAGACCAUCACUGUAUGUUCACAGGAUGUUGUAUCGGUCACAAUAAUCAACGUUACUUCAUCAGUAUGGUGUUCUAUUUAUGCCUUGGAACCGCCUAUUCAUCUGUGUUUAACACGAUUUUCGUAAUUCUUGUACAUGGCAAUGAAUUGUGGACAUCACCCACCAUAUUCAAAGUGAUUUUCCCGUUGGCAAUGCUUAUAUAUGAUGCGAACACACUUCAGUAUCAUCUAAUGAUGUAUUUGUUAAAUGUAAUCGGCGCCGUAUUUACGGGUUUUCUACUAUUUUACCAUUUACGUAAUAUGUUGCGUGGAUGUGUAACGCACGAUGCACUUCGUCAAUUCGAUUUAGGUCCGUUGGAGAAUACGCGCAUGGUUUUCGGUUCGCGUUGGUAUUUGGCAUGGUUGUCACCGUUUGUGCACAGUCCAUUGCCAUAUGAUGGUAUCAAUGAUUGGCACAAAAUUUAUGAGAAAUCAACCAAAAAUCUUUAAUGUUUACACAAAAACACCGCACGUAUAUUUUCAACAAAAUAUUUUUUUUUUAUUAUUAUUCAUAUUUGCUGUUACAAUAGAGAUGUGUGAUGCGAAAUAACUCAGGUGAAUUUUAUAUAAAUACACUCUAGUGUACAAUUUAAUGUACCUUUGACAAUCACAAAAUUUUGGUUAAAUCAUUUAAAAAAAAGAGAGUUUAAUAACGUUAGUAACUGUUGUCGAAACUUUUUAUUCUAACUUUUUUUUUUUUCUUAUCAUGAGAAGUUUAAUGUUAUUCAUGUAGAUAGUGUACAUGUAUGUGUCUUUUUCUUUAAAAGGUUACUCUGUUUACUUAAAUUAUUUAUUUCUACAACAAUACAAGAAAAUUGAAGCAACAAAACUGGUGAUUUUAAUGACUAACUUAUUAUAAAUGUUCAAUAUAAACUGUAGAUAAUCUGAAUUAUUUGUCAACCGAAAAAAAAUUGUUUAAAAUAAAAAACCAAAAUGAAAUGACUUUUUCUUGGAAAAUAUGCAUGUCAUUAAAACUCUAUUCUUAUCGCAAA